AUUUCUAACGGCUGACUAUGAAAAACGCAGACCAAUGAUUCGCCGGCCGAUCAACGACUCCUCCGCCGUGUCUCGUUACCUGACUUCUCCAAUCUUUAUAUUCUCCCGUUUUCUAUUCUCUUCUUCAUCAUCUUCAUCUGAAAACAAUACCCAUGAACCCAUUAUACCAAACCGGAACCCUAAAUCCCCAUUUGGGUCUCCGACCCGGAUUCAAAAGCUCAUAGCUUCGCAAUCGGAUCCUCUCCUCGCGAAAGAGAUCUUCGAUUACGCCUCACAACAUCCCAAUUUCCGCCACUCUCAAUCUUCUCACCUCGUCCUCAUCCUCAAACUCGGCCGUUCGAGGCACUUCAAUCUCAUCGACGACGUUCUCGCCAAGCACAGAUCGAGUGGAUACCCAGUCACCGGAGAGCUUUUCACGUAUCUUAUCAAAGUCUACGCAGAAGCAAAGUUACCUGAGAAAGCUUUCAAGACGUUUUAUAAAAUGAUCGAGUUCAAUUUCACUCCACAACCCAAGCAUCUGAAUCGGAUCCUCGAGGUCCUCGUAAGCCAUAGAGGUUAUCUCCAGAAAGCUUUAGUGCUUUUCAAGAGCGCACGGCUUCACGGGGUGAUGCCCAACACGAGAACAUACAACGUAUUGAUGCGAGCCUUUUGUUUGAACGAUGACUUGAGUAUUGCAUACAAGUUGUUCGGCAAAAUGCUUGAGAGAGAUGUUGUCCCUGAUGUAGAGUCUUAUAGGAUUCUGAUACAAGGGUUUUGCAGGAAAGGACAAGUGAAUGGUGCCACGGAGUUACUUGAAGAUAUGUUGAAUAAAGGGUUUGUGCCCGAUAGGUUGAGUUACACUACAUUGUUGAAUAGUUUGUGUAGGAAAACACAGCUUAGAGAGGCUUAUAAGCUUCUAUGUAGGAUGAAGUUAAAAGGUUGCAACCCUGAUAUUGUUCACUACAACACGAUGAUUCUCGGGUUUUGUAGACAAGGUCGUGCUAUGGAUGCUAGGAAGGUUCUCGAGGAUAUGUCGUCUAGCUGUUGCUCACCCGAUUCGGUCUCGUAUAGGACAUUGAUUGGGGGAUUGUGUGGUCAAGGAAUGUUUGAGGAAGGCAAGAAGUAUCUACAAGAGAUGAUAUCGAAUGGGUUUUCUCCUCAUUUUUCGGUUUCAAAUUGUUUGGUGAAAGGGUUUUGCAGCUUUGGGAAAGUAGAAGAAGCAUGUGAUGUGGUGGAGCUCGUGAUGAAGAAUGGGGAUGCAUUGCAUUCAGACACUUGGGAAAUGAUAAUUCCUAUUGUCUGUAAAGAAGAUGACUCUGAAAAGAUCCGAAGGUUUCUUGAAGAUGCUAUGAAAGUAGAGAUAAGCGGUGAUACCAGACUCGUUGAUGCGGGUAUCAUCGGUUUAGGGUCUUAUCUUUCUAGUAAGCGACAGAUGAAACGUAUGAAUGUGAGAGAGAGGAGACGUUUGUAGGUUCCUCCUUUUCUUGAAGACAAAGUUCUAUUUAUCUCUGUUACAGAGUCUUUGUAUCCUUGACUCUUUAUUAAUAAGUGUACACAUCUUGUCGAGAA
This is a messenger RNA of Brassica oleracea var. oleracea, 1548 nucleotides long. Its product is annotated as pentatricopeptide repeat-containing protein At4g01400, mitochondrial-like. The record is from RefSeq and is a predicted model, not a curated record. NCBI's taxonomy places the organism in Eukaryota, Viridiplantae, Streptophyta, Magnoliopsida, Brassicales, Brassicaceae. The transcript has a single exon. Bases 35 to 1450 code for a protein of 471 amino acids. Gene Ontology annotation, molecular function: protein binding.